Messenger RNA from Suillus subalutaceus, 372 nucleotides. RefSeq lists its product as uncharacterized. The transcript has 6 exons. The coding region runs from base 1 to 372 and encodes 123 amino acids. NCBI's taxonomy places the organism in Eukaryota, Fungi, Basidiomycota, Agaricomycetes, Boletales, Suillaceae. The record is from RefSeq and is a predicted model, not a curated record.
AUGAGCAGGGAGAAUCGAGGUCAAACAUUUGAGAUAUGUGCACACAACCGAGUAGGACUACCUGGGAAAAUCCGUCAUGCUCUCUGGGCCUGUGCCGGUAAGGCAGGUAGAGUGGAGGUGAUUGUCCUUUUUGAUGAUCACAUCAUGAUCAAAAUACUCACGCGUAGUAGGGGCCUCUCGACAAUGCACAAAUAUCAGCGCCAGUUCGCCACUCCCCCACAUCCAUCCUCUAACAGUAUGACCGUAGUCUCAGACGACCCUAGUUGGUGGUUGUGGAUCACUUUGUGGUGCAUUUCCAGCUAUUUUGUAGUUGCUGCCUCUGCUGGAGUGACGUAUGAUUGGGCACUUACAUUUGGACAAGAGGUACAUUGA